Molecule: messenger RNA, 3914 nt
Organism: Zeugodacus cucurbitae (melon fly)
Lineage: Eukaryota; Metazoa; Arthropoda; Insecta; Diptera; Tephritidae
Product: small G protein signaling modulator 3 homolog
Exons: 4
Coding region: 174-2579 (801 amino acids)
Molecular function (GO): protein binding
Source: RefSeq, a predicted model, not a curated record
AAUUAAACUCAUAUCAACAAAAGCACCCACAAGUGUCAAAAAAUAAGUCCAGCUAAUUAUAGAGAAAAGUGAAAUCAUUAUAUUUGCAAAAUAUUCAUCAAAAAUUGGUAAAAUUAAAAGAAUAAUCAAUUAUUUAGUUUAAUAGCGCCAAAGCGAGGCUUAAAUAAAAACCUAUGGACAGUUUUUUCGGUCGAGGCCACGAUGGUUAUGUUGGACGCGAUGAACAUAUUAAAAAGUUGCAGGCAAACAGUUCGGAAGACGACAACCUGGAUGAACUGCCACCGAUGAUGGAAGAGCUUUGUGUGGUAGAUGGCUUGCGACCAAGUCCUGGUGGUCCUUUCUCUGCCCUGACACCAUCAAUGUGGCCACAAGAGAUUUUAGCGAAGCUGGGUCAACCAGAGGCUGAGCCUACUGGUCCAAACGAUCAACCAGAUUAUCGUUUUGACGAAUUUGGUUUCCGAGUGGAAGAGGAAGAUGGUCCAGAACAAAGUUCUAACAAACUGCUCUCACAGCCAUUCGUGGAAGAUGCCCAGCAUCGGCUACAAUGGAUCGCACACCUAGAGUUUUCACACAACAAAGAGGCCACUGAAUUAACUUGGGAAAAUGUGGAUGUUAUGCUACCACGUACUGAAAAACUGCGAAGUAUGGUACGUGAAGGUAUACCACACUCAUUGCGUGCACAAAUGUGGAUGCGAUUAUCUGGUGCAUUGGUCAAGAAGAAGAAAAGCGAAACAAGUUAUCACGAUAUUGUUAAAGCCUCAGGGAAUGAUCAACUUAUGACCUCAAAACAAAUAGAAAAAGAUCUGUUGCGUAUAUUACCAACAAAUGCAUGCUUCAGCAACCAGCAUGGCACAGGAAUACCACGUCUGCGCCGCAUACUUCGUGGCAUUGCUUGGCUUUUUCCAGAUAUUGGUUAUUGUCAAGGUACCGGUGUAAUAGCUGCUUGCUUGCUGCUUUUCAUGGAGGAAGAAAAUGCUUUCUGGACAAUGGCGACUAUUGUGGAAGAUUUGUUACCCGCUUCGUACUAUUCCUCAACUUUAUUGGGCAUACAAGCCGAUCAACGUGUGAUGCAAACAUUGAUCGCUAAUUAUCUAACAUCGGUAGACGAAUCACUGAAGAAACAUGACAUCGAAUUAUCACUUAUAACCUUACAUUGGUUCUUGACACUAUUCGCCAAUGUGGUGCACAUGAAAAUAUUGGUGCGCAUUUGGGAUUGGUUUUUUUAUGACGGUAGUAUUGUUCUCUUUCAACUCACAUUGGGUAUGCUAAAGUUGAAAGAAAAAGAUUUGCAAAAUCUUGAGAACUCGGCUCAAAUAUUCAAUUCAUUAUCUGACAUACCUGGCGAAGUGGAUGACGUUCAGAUACUGUUUCAACAAGCCCUUGAGGUAGGUGGCUCUUUAAGUCAAACUGUCAUUGAUACACAUCGCCGGCGACACCUGGCCUACCUUAUGGCAGACCAAGGAGGACUUGUUGGUAAUCCCGAGGCGGCCUCAAAUCUACCCAAGCAACAAUUAGCUCGCCGGCAAGUGCGAAAAAGCAAAUCUAUAUUAGAAACUCUUCUCUUUCGUGGCGACCCAGACACUGUAGAGCUGAAAAAUAAGAAUAUAAGACAGACAGAGAUUCUGGUUGAUUUGCGAGAAGCAAUAUUAAAGGUAGCGCGCCACUUUAUUACCAUUGAGCCGAAAUUGGCUGCACACAUACAAUUGACAGCGAAUUAUAGUACGGAUUCGCAUGCGAAGGAUCAUGAAAAUUUCAUUAAUGUGGCGCGUCGACGGAAAAGAAGGGCCAAGGCGUUACACGACUUCGAACGACACGAUGAUGAUGAGUUGGGCUUCCGUAAAAACGACAUCAUCACUAUAAUUAGUCAAAAAGAUGAACACUGUUGGGUGGGUGAACUAAAUGGCCUCCGCGGUUGGUUCCCAGCCAAAUUUGUGGAGUUGCUAGACGAACGCAGUAAGCUCUACACUUCUGCUGGCGACGACGCAAUUUCCGAAACCGUAACAGAUUUAGUGCGUGGAACUUUAGCGCCAUCGAUCAAAGCUUUUCUUGAACAUGGCAUGAAGCGACCCUCGUUUCUAGGCGGUUCAAUACAUCCAUGGCUUUUCAUUGAAGAGGCCGCGACACGUGAAGUUGAGAAAGAUUUCGAAUCGGUUUACAGUCGCUUGGUGCUAUGUAAGACGUAUCGCUUGGAUGAAGAUGGCAAAGUAUUGACGCCAGAAGAGCUUUUGUUUCGCUGCGUGCAGGCAGUAAAUCAGUCACACGAUGAGGUGCAUGCGCAAAUGGAUGUCAAAUUACGCUCACUUAUAUGCCUUGGAUUGAACGAACAGGUGCUGCAUUUGUGGCUGGAAGUGUUGUGUUCGUGUCAGGAAGUAGUACAAAAGUGGUAUUACCCGUGGAGUUACAUGGAUUCGCCUGGCUGGGUGCAAGUAAAAUGUGAGCUUCGGAUACUUUCCCAAUUCGCUUUCAAUUUGAAUCCAGACUGGGAAAUACCACCGAAAAGAGGCAAGGAGUCGCAACCGCUUAAAGAUGGAGUCCGUGACAUGCUAGUAAAGCAUCAUUUAUUCUCGUGGGAUUUGUGAGUCGUAUAGGCAGCAACGAUCGAAUGGCAUCUAACGCAUUUGUUUAUGAUUUUAAUUUAAUUUAGUAAAAUGUAAUAUUACAUAAUUUAAUAUUAAGCGUAAUAGUUAGUUUCUUGUUAAGUUUUAAAGUUUUUUUUUUUUUCAAGUAUUGUUCAAAUGUUGGUGGAAAAGUAUGAAUGAUUUUGCAUUUAAAUUUAGAUAUAAAAUUAACUAUUUGUUUUUGCAUUAAGAGUUUCAUAGCCGCUGUACCCGAACAGAUUUAUCGCUUGCGUAGGUUUAAUUGAACCUUUUAAAUAACUAUGUACUUAAAAUAGCGUAAUUCAUAAACAAAUAAUUUGUUUGCUUUCAAUGAAGUAACUCGAAAAUUGUAAUAAAUGUUUCUUAGCCAAAUGUAAACAUUCGAAGUUUAUACUUUAUACACCUUUAUAUGUAUAUAUAUAAAAAUCGUAUAUUAUUCCUUUCACAUUACGCUAUUAAGCUUCAGAUUUAUGCCAACUCUUUUGAUUUGCAGACACAUUAAAAUUUUUGGAAAUUCAUAUUUAACUUAUAUGUAUGUGAUGUAUAUUAAAAAACGAAUUGCAAUAUUAAAAUAUAAAUAUGUAUUUAAACAGCAUAUUUUGUUUAAAUUCAAUUAAAGUUACAUUUUGUCCAUACAAAUGCAUAUUUGCUUACUAAUUAUUGACAAGUUAAACAGAUUCGUAAAAUACGUAUGACUUGAUUCUUACACGCAACAAAUUAACUGCACACUAAACCUAAAUAAUCGUCCAUAAGUGUACCGAUUGCGAACUGUAAAUAAAACAAUUACAAAAUAAUUGAUGAUAAAAAUUAUUCAUUUGCUACUUACAAUGCCAGUAGCAUCCACACGUGUACCAACAAUCUUUAAACGUAUUUUAUCUUCACCGGAAAUAACCACAUCUUCGUCUUUCGAUUUGUAGCACGGCGGAUUGCCAUUCGGACAAAAUUGCAUAUCAGCUGGAAUGGACUGCAAUAGAGAUACUAAUACAUUUCCGCCAUUCAAUGAAUAGUUAUUUAGCACUUACAUGGUGUGAAAUGAAACAAGAGAGUGGUCCAAUUUCCGCGAACAUGCCAACCUACAUAAAAGCGGAAUAAUUCAUAAUUAUUAUCAUUGCCCACGAUUACCAAUUAAAUAAAAUUACUUUGUUUAUUUGUUUUACAACUGCAUCCAGUACUUCUCCUUUGAACGGCCGAAAGACUAUUGCCUUAUAUUUGACAGGAUAAACGACAAAACCCUGACCGGGCUGUAUAACACCGGAACCAAUUUGAUCGAUUGUGGUAACAGCUAUCACAAAACCAUACUUUCCCGUACAGGUACCU